Dreissena polymorpha is the source of this 831-nucleotide messenger RNA. RefSeq lists its product as uncharacterized. Gene Ontology annotation, molecular function: nucleic acid binding. Lineage: Eukaryota; Metazoa; Mollusca; Bivalvia; Myida; Dreissenidae. The coding region runs from base 1 to 831 and encodes 276 amino acids. Gene Ontology annotation, biological process: DNA integration. The record is from RefSeq and is a predicted model, not a curated record. The transcript has a single exon.
AUGUCCACCUUGAUAACGGAACUAUGUCGUCUCGGAGGUGUCAUCCAGUCCCGUACUACCCCAUAUCAUGCUAUGGGUAAUGGCAUGGUAGAACGGUUCAACCAAACCCUGUUGAAGAUGCUAGGGACACUGGACGAAGAUAAAAAGAGCAACUGGAAAGAUCACGUUGGACCAAUGGUUCAUGCAUAUAAUGCAACAAUACAUGACAGUACUGGUUAUUCACCGUACUAUCUGAUGUUUGGUCGCCACCCUAGACUGGCAAUGGAUUCUCUAAUUGGUUUGAACACCGACGACAUCCAUGCGAAGUUUACAAAUGAGUAUGCACGAAAACUUCGUGAACGCCUUAAAGACGCCUACAAGAAAGCCAAGGAUACAGCUACUAAGACAGCAGAGGUUAACAAACGUCUGUACGACCAAAAGGCACACGCAGCGAAAAUUGUACCAGGUGAUCUUGUAUUAGUACGAAACGUCACCGUGCGCGGAAAACACAAGAUCUGUUACAAAUGGGAAAACGAACCGUACCUUGUUGUGGAUAAUCUUAACCUGGACAUUCCUGUCUAUGACGUCCGGAGAGAUGAUCCACUAGCAAGACGUAUUUGCAGGCUCCAUCGCAACCUCCUGUUACCACUAGGACUGCCAAACGACAAAUCAACAAAGUCGGUUGGGAAGGAUAUCGUACCAAAGAACAAGAAGUAUGUUAUUCCUCAACGACGUGGAAUGGGAAGUCGAAUCGACGAUGUUGUUCCAUCGGACAUACAUCCGGUACCACGAAGGUCGGCGAGAAAUAGACGUGUGCCGAUGUGGCAAACAAGCGGACAAUACGAAAUGUGA